Molecule: messenger RNA, 983 nt
Organism: Xyrichtys novacula (pearly razorfish)
Lineage: Eukaryota; Metazoa; Chordata; Actinopteri; Labriformes; Labridae
Source: the annotation of a GenBank genome assembly
AUGAAGUCGGCCGCAAGUAUUUCUCAAACACAGCGCUUCAGGCAUGAAAACGGGUCAGGGGUUGAAAAGGUGAGAAGAAUGCAUCCCGUCCACUCAUUAGCUUCUUAAAGUGGAAGAAAAUGAGCUCAUAUUUUACAAAGACGCGAGUAUUUGGAUCAUGGCUACUAGCAGGGGGGUGCAUUCGGCAGGGAUGCAUUCUACGACACAACACCGGCGUGGAUAAGUCCUGCUUCUCGUGCUUAGUUUGUGUAUUAAGUCAAUCACAUGAUAAUUAAAAAAAAUAAAUCUCCCGACCCCGGGAGAAAUGUUUCAGUGUUCAGACACCAGGCUGUGGGCAGUUUCCCACACAGUUAAAACUGGUAGUAUGCUAUUCCCACCUAAAGCUAUUCUGUUUAUUUAUAUAUUUGUUUGUUUUGUUUAUUUUCAUCAAAAGACUAUUUAAAUAUUUAUUUAUCAGAUUUUCUGGUCACUUUAGUCUUUAUGUUUGUCAGUAUUUACUGACGUCACUCAGGCCACUUAAGUUGAUCUCUUUUUUUUUUUAGUUCGUUUUUAAAAAACUUUCAGUUGUGGUAAAAUAAAAAAGGUGGUUGAAUAAAGGUUUGAAUUUGAAUUCAGUGCUUGUGUGUUCUUUAUUAAAAGUAGGUCAUUAAGCAAUAGCAUAAAACAUCCAGGGCUGCAAUUAAAAUAUAUGUUAAAUAAUUAUAAUAAUUAUAUCGAUAAUUAUCGAUAUCGAUCAAUAUGACUUAUUUUUUAUCGAUAUGCUUUUUUUCUAUAUCGUCCAGGCCUACUGUUCCGUAAUAUUCCCCAAAGCUCGUCUGGGUUUAGAUCAGAAGGCAGCAUCUUGUUUUGACUCUGGAUCUGAUUUUGUUUUGAGAAGCCAACAAGCUAACUGGUGCGCAGGAAGUGUCAUGAUGGACAGGGGGAUCCUCGACGGAGGAACAGAGGCCGACAUGAGCAGCAGAGAUGAUCAGGAGGAACCGUGA